UGGGCGGGUGCUUCCGGUCGCCGACUUGGUUGACGGAGCCGCUGCACACAGACGCGGCGCUGCGGGUGGUCGGUAGUCGGUGCCACUGAAGGGCAACGAACCCGCAACCUCCAGUUAACGGCGAGCAACGAAGAAGCUGCAGAAUCAGCGCGUGUUAACGAGCGAUUUUAAGAAUGCAGGCAACUCCUGCAUUACAGUGCUGGUGGGAGACCAUGGAGGUGGUACAUUCCAAGAAAAUUUAACGUACGAUGAUGUUCUUUCAUGCAAAGUGGUGAAGUCUGUGUCAAGAAAUUAAAGGAAACUAUCCUGUGGGAUGGAGCUGAAUAUAGGAGAGAGAUUGAUCUGAUUCUUCUAUAACAAUGUCGCAAAAUAAUAAAGCAUCUAUAGUUAUGGCUGGGAGCCUGGCCACUAAAGCCUUCAAUCAUAAUGGAGUGUUGCAGGCUGUCAUUAAGCAAGAAGUUGUUGAGAGUUCCAAAAGUCAACCGUCUCUCAAGCAAACUGACAAAAAUGUAGCUGGGGGUGGAAAUAAUGGGGAGGAAGAGCAACGUGUAGUGAAAAAGCGGGGCUGGCCAAAAGGAAAGAAGAGGAAGAAAGUGUUGCCUAAUGGUCCUAAAGCCCCAGUAACUGGGUAUGUCAGGUUUCUCAAUGAGCGCCGGGAGCAAAUUCGUAUGCAGUAUCCGGACCUGCCGUUCCCAGAAAUCACCCGCAUGCUCGGGAAUGAAUGGAGCAAACUUCCUCCUUUGGAAAAGCAGCGUUAUCUGGAUGAAGCAGAAAAAGAUAAGCAACAAUAUCUAAAGGAACUCAAAGAAUUUCAGCUAACUGAAGCAUUCAAGAUGACUGCACAACAAAUCCAAGAGAAGAAACUGAAGAAAGAAGAAUUAUGGUCAGGUGUUAAUGGACCAGUCCCUAAGAUCACCGAUGAUUCGCCAGACAGGAUUUCCAUGUUUGACACUCCAAUUUUUACAGAAGAGUUCCUUGACCAAACCAAAGCGCGUGAAUCAGAAUUGCGAAAAUUAAGAAAGUCAAAUGUUGAAUUUGAAGAGCAGAAUAUUAUCUUACAAAAACACAUUGAGAGUAUGAACAACGCCAAAGAGAAACUGGAGCAGGAGCUGGCACUGGAAGAGAGACAAACGUUGACACUGCAACACCAGUUACAAGCUGUACGGCAAGCCCUGACUGUCAGCUUUGCGUCUGUUCCCAUUCCAGGCACUGGAGAAACGCCAACUGAAGGAACACUGGAUGUUUACAUGGCCAAACUUCACAAUAUCAUUGAGAGCAGCCCCAUAGAAUAUGAAAAACUAGUUGGAAGGGUGCAGGAGAUCAUCAGUCAGUUAGACAGUGAUAAACUAUGAACAUGGGAAGAAGACUCCCAGAAUGACCAUGUCCUUGGUAUUGGAUUACUUGCAGCAUCCAAUUUAAGGAACCUGAGAAAAAUGUGGGAAAUAAUGCAAACUGUUAUCUUUUUGGUCUUUGAUUAUUGCACACCUUUGGUAUUCCGAAUUUGCUAUUAUACUAGGAUGUCUGUGAUUUUAAUAAUAUUGCCUUGUAUGGAAGUUAUGAUUGAAUUCUAUCAGUGCAUGGUAUUCUGGGGUAUGUGAAUUAUGUGGAAAAGUAGAAACCUUUUUGGGCUUUCAUGACUAAGGGUUUGGAUUGUAUCAUUUUUAUAAAUAUAUCUAUUUCCAUUAAAUAACUGGGAUUUUUUUUUACAACCAAAACCAUGAGAAUUUCACUUUUUCUUAAUUCAGAGGUAUAACUCGAUAUUUUUAAUUUUGAGAUGGUACUUUACACGGUUCAUUAUCAUCCUUGUGUAAGAAUGCUAGAAAAGUGUCUAAUCAUUUAGAAUAUUUUUACGUCGCGUAUAAAUGUUAUUUUGUAAGAAAGUAAGCACAAAAAUCCUGAAGCGUCUUAGGAUAUGAAAGAAAACAGUUCCUGUGACAUUAUCUUCAAAAUUUCAUGAAAAUAUAGCAGGACAUGGAGAUUGUGCCAGUAGUUAUCUCAAGUUUUACUGUGGAUUCUUUCAUUUGGUACAAUGAUGCAGUUGUCCUUCAGAAAUGUUGCCUUUUUAAUCCUUGAACAGAUUGCAAAUGGUGUACAGUUUGUACUCUGAACUGAUCGGAAAUUAUCCAUAAAAUAUCUAUAUGAUAUCUGUUUAAUUACAUUAACAAUCAAGUUCUGUAAACAAGUUCUACGGUGACAUUUAGAACACUUCAUGAUAGUGUUUACUGACAUGUCCUUGUGUGUGGAAACCGUUAUCAAUUUUCACUAACUUUUACAACUCUACAAGUCGGAAAUUCAUUUUGAAUGCUGUUAAUCAUUAUUCCCUAAGGAACAAUGAAAAAUUAAAAUAUCCCGUUACAUUUAUUUCCCUUUUCACAUUUUUGCUCUCCAAGCAGCCAUGGAGAUGCUAAAGACGGCUAGUUAACUUUCCAUUGGCACUUAUUAAGACUUUUGUAAUAUUAGAGUAUUUUCCUCUUUUAACCCCACCACCCCCCACCCCCUCUCCUUCCCACAAUGUUGUAUUUUUAAAAUGCAUCAUUUAACUUUUAAGUUAGGACACUAUACUGUUCAUGCUCUUGUUUUCUUUUGUGUAACUGUAAAAAGUGUAAAAUAAACAACUGUGCACCCAAA
Messenger RNA from Leucoraja erinaceus (little skate), 2628 nucleotides. It is a transcript of the gene hmg20b, whose product is annotated as high mobility group 20B. Bases 360 to 1352 code for a protein of 330 amino acids. Gene Ontology annotation, cellular component: nucleus. Lineage: Eukaryota; Metazoa; Chordata; Chondrichthyes; Rajiformes; Rajidae. The record is from RefSeq and is a predicted model, not a curated record. Gene Ontology annotation, biological process: regulation of gene expression. The transcript is spliced from 12 exons.